Nestor notabilis (Kea) is the source of this 794-nucleotide messenger RNA. It is a transcript of the gene ZC4H2, whose product is annotated as zinc finger, C4H2 domain containing. Lineage: Eukaryota; Metazoa; Chordata; Aves; Psittaciformes; Psittacidae. The coding region runs from base 120 to 794 and encodes 224 amino acids. The record is from RefSeq and is a predicted model, not a curated record. Gene Ontology annotation, biological process: positive regulation of neuron differentiation. The transcript is spliced from 5 exons. Gene Ontology annotation, cellular component: nucleus.
CAGGCUCAGAGCCCAUAUGCCAGGAGGGGGUGACUACAUUGUGUCUAUUGUAUGUUUUUUCUUUUUUCCCCCUGGCAUUUUGUACAUUCCACGGGAGGUUUAAAUCGGGAGUGAAGAGCAUGGCAGAUGAGCAAGAAAUUAUGUGUAAACUCGAGAGCAUCAAGGAGAUCAGGAAUAAGACUUUGCAGAUGGAAAAAAUAAAGGCACGACUGAAAGCAGAAUUUGAAGCCCUGGAGUCUGAGGAGAGGCACCUGAAAGAGUACAAGCAGGAAAUGGACCUGCUGCUGCAAGAGAAGAUGGCCCACGUGGAGGAGCUGCGGCUGAUCCAUGCUGACAUUAAUGUGAUGGAGAAUACUAUCAAGCAGUCUGAGAACGACCUCAACAAGCUCCUGGAAUCUACUCGUCGCCUGCAUGAGGAGUACAAACCCCUGAAGGAGCACGUAGAUGCUCUGCGGAUGACUCUGGGAUUGCAGAGGCUGCCAGAUCUAUGUGAGGAGGAAGAGAAACUGUCCCUUGACUACUUUGAAAAGCAGAAGGCGGAAUGGCAGACAGAACCACAGGAGCCUCCCAUCCCAGAGUCUCUGGCUGCAGCUGCAGCGGCUGCCCAGCAGCUGCAAGUGGCCAGGAAACAAGAUACCAGACAGACAGCAACUUUCAGACAACAGCCCCCUCCAAUGAAGGCGUGUUUAUCGUGUCACCAACAAAUUCAUCGGAACGCACCCAUCUGCCCACUCUGCAAAGCAAAGAGCCGCUCCCGGAAUCCCAAAAAGCCCAAGAGGAAACAGGAUGAAUGA